This is a messenger RNA of Trichomonas vaginalis G3, 1236 nucleotides long. RefSeq lists its product as uncharacterized. The record is from RefSeq and is a predicted model, not a curated record. NCBI's taxonomy places the organism in Eukaryota, Parabasalia, Trichomonadida, Trichomonadidae. The transcript has a single exon. Bases 1 to 1236 code for a protein of 411 amino acids.
AUGUAUCAAACAACGCCAACAGAUGACACAAAUAUCAAUUCUUUAGAUUCAACAUUUAACUCUGAAGAGAUUAUUUCAAUAUUAAAGCCAAUUCUCGCAAAGAAUAUCAACUCUGAAAAAUUAAAGACAAAUAUUUUAUCCAAAGUUAUCAAAGAACUCAAAGAAACUUCUUUGGCAAUGAAAACAGAUAGAAUCAACCGCAGAAUUCAGCAAAUUACCAACAUGAUUAAUGAUACUUCACCAAAUAGACGUUCAGAUGAAGAAAUCAAUAUGCGUCUUAACGCCGUUCUAAGUGAAAUAUUUGAUAUUCUAUCUUUUGUACAGAUGCUUAGCGGAUUAAACCCUCAAGGAGCAAAAGAUUUCAAAAUUUGCGUUAAUUUCUUGGAAGCUUUUCAUUUCCUUUACAAAAUCAUGCAAAUGAUUAAAUGGGUCAGACCUAUCCCUCGCCAAGUCCAUGCUUUACGUGAUUCCUUCGAAACUUCUUGCAUGCAAAUUUUCACAUCGAUAUUAAACCAAAAUAUCAUGAAUUUUGACUGCCAAGAAACUUUGAAUAAUUGUCUUUCAAUUUUACUUGAAGUUGACGUUAAAGGUGUUUAUUCUCAAAAUAUGAUACCUCCUUUACGAGUUUAUUACGAAAAAAUACAAUACGAAGCAUUCAAGGCGAACCCUACUAUCUUCCAACUGAACGCUGUCCUUGGCCAAGCGAUGAGAAACCGUAAUUUAACAGAUUUAACAAAAUACAUUGAUAUGUUAGAAGUUGCGCCAACUGAUCCAAGGAAAGUCUUCAUUUUGAUAUCAAAAAUGGGCCAAAUGCCAGAGCUCAAACAAUGUGUGAUUAAUGCAGCUCUAAAAUGCCGUAGUCCAGAUGCAUUAUGCCAGGCUUAUCAAUUUUUCCAUGAUAAUGUUGAAAUACAACAGCAAUAUCUUACAGUUCUUGCAAAUAUUUCAAGUAAUUGGUUGAAUCAGCUUUUAACAUACCUAAGCAGGAAAUUCGGACCUGAUUCAACCGAUCACAUCUCAUCAGAGCAUCAAGUAAGGAGUUCUUAUUCUCAAAUGAGGAAAAUGGUCGAUAGACUCGGAGAAGAAAUGAAAAGAUACAUUUUUCAAACGAUGGCAGAGUCGGAUUCGCUCCAAUCAAUAUUCCUUUUAUAUAAAUCAGGUAAUAUUGACCUCAAUUCUAACGAUGACAUGUUCAAAGACCUUCUUUUGAUUUUCAAUUUAAUUCCAGUUCAAUAA